This is a messenger RNA of Rhea pennata, 2623 nucleotides long. RefSeq names its product UBX domain protein 2A (gene UBXN2A). Gene Ontology annotation, cellular component: cytosol; nucleus. NCBI's taxonomy places the organism in Eukaryota, Metazoa, Chordata, Aves, Rheiformes, Rheidae. Gene Ontology annotation, biological process: autophagosome assembly; membrane fusion; nuclear membrane reassembly. The transcript is spliced from 7 exons. The coding region runs from base 196 to 978 and encodes 260 amino acids. Gene Ontology annotation, molecular function: ubiquitin binding. The record is from RefSeq and is a predicted model, not a curated record.
GGCUGCCCCUCGCUUCCGGACAGAGCUCCGCGGGGCCGCCCGGGUGCGCGGGCGCCAGGCCGGGCCGCUCCGCGGGGAAGUCCUCCCUGGAAAGCGGGAAUAUUGCACCAAAUACACGGUCCUCCGCGCUGGCUGCCGUGGGAGCGUGGAUGCUGUGAGUUUUACCGGAGCGUGUCAGUCAGGAAAAGCACCAGAAUGAAAGAAGUGGACAAUAUAAAAACUGUGAAGGAUGAAUGGAUGUGUAAAUCUGGAACUGAUGAUCAGAUUCUGAAUGGUACAGAACAAAACUGUGACUAUUUUGUAGAUAACCUUUUUGAAGAAGCUCAGAAGGUUGGUGCUAUAUGUAUGCCUCCAGCUACAGUUGAGAAUCAGGUUGAUAUAAUUAUUAAACUUUGGAAAAACGGAUUUACAGUAAAUGACGGUGAACUCAGGAGCUACACUGAAGUUGCAAACCAGCAGUUCUUGGACUCUGUUAAAAAAGGGGAACUGCCUUUUGAGCUACAAAAAAUAUUUGAUAAGGAGGAGGUAGAUGUGAAAGUGGAAGAUAAGAAAGAUGAGGUGUAUUUAUCAUCAAAAAAGCCAAUGUUUCAUCCCUUUUCUGGACAUGGUUACAGAUUAGGAAGUGCAACUCCAAGGAUAAUUUCUAAAGUCAGAGAUGAUCAUCAAGAAGCUGACAACAAAAGACCUCUUCCUUUAGUACCCUUAAAUGAUUUGGAGCCUAUCACUAGCAUCCAGAUCUGGUUAGCUGAUGGGAAAAGGAUUGUUCAGAAAUUCAAUGUUUCUCACAGAAUAAGCCAUGUCAGAGACUUCAUAGCAAAAUGUCAAGGAUCAGAGGGAAGGGUUCCCUUUACACUGACUACUUCUCUGCCCUUUCAAGAGCUGCGGGAUGAGACACUCACACUAGAGGAAGCAAAGCUGCAAAAUGCUGUUGUUGUUCAGAGACUUCGGAAAACGACUGAGCCUUUCAGACACUCGUAGUAGAAAAGCACCUGAGAGUGACUGUAAAACUGCUGCUACAUCUAAAGGAUAUCUCAAGAAUGUGCAAAACAACGCAGUCAAAAGCUUGAGGACAAAUUAGAUUUUAACUGGCCAAAAGCUAUACAGACAGAACUAGACAAAACCAAAAAUGUAACCAGCAAUAUCUGGAUGCACUAUGAUCCUCACAUAGCUGCACUCUUAGCAAAAAGUGUGCUAUGCUUUAAUCUGCUAUAAUAGAAGUAUUUUCUACUCAUUUCUGUGGUCAGAGACUGGCUAUAAUGUAGCAGAGGUAACUGAAUAACAGGGUCCUCCUCUGAAUUUCCAUAGGUAGAAAGCUUUGCUAGCCUAUUCUUUAAGGGGUGUCUAGGUGAAACGGUACUACUGUAAGACUUUACUACUAAUAAUAGCACCUUGUAAGGAAAACUAUUUAUUUUUGCACUUUGGACUGAAAUGAAACUUAAACUGGCUGUUUUUACUUAUUUUUCAGUGUAAGCUGCUUCAGUUUGCAUUCUUACAGUAUUGUUUAGGCAACAGAUGCUGCAGGGAAGCUCACUUUUGAACUCUUAAGUAAAUUGAAAAUGUUCUUCAAUAUCCGUAUCUUUAAGAUUUAACUUGUGCAAUGUGAAUGUUCCAUCAAGUUUUCACAUGGUAGGUGCAUGUGUGAGAAGACAGAAAUGAGAUAGUCUGGUGCAUGCUGCAUAUAAAGUGCCUCAAAGUAAGGCACUGUUAUUGCUAAUGGUUGAAGUGGUUUCUGCCUCUCUCACAUUCUGCCACAGGUGUCUUACAGGGUGAUGUUAAACUACCUAAUUCACUAGAAAGAAUAGAGAUCUACUGUUAACCUUUUCUCACAUAAACUUCAGUUUUUCUGGGGUUUAAAGGAGUAGUGGCUUAGAGGAAUACACUUGUUUCUGUAUUAUAUAUCCAUUUCUAUCUUGAACCAACCAGCUGUGGGGGGCAUGUGCUUGUGUUUCGGAGAUGUUUAAAAUCCUUUUUAGAAAGUCAAGGUUUCUCCCUCCAUAUCACCCCUUCUCUUCAUCCAAGUCUUAUUUCACCAUUCAUGGUUUUUGGGGUGUAGGAUUUGGAGCCAACCACUCUAUAUUUUGCUGGAGGAGAAAUCAACAUAAGGACUAAAUAUCCUAAGUAUUGUACUUGCUAUACAGUUGGCAAGAAAAGCUAAGUAGCACAUGGGUUUGUGAAUGGAACUGGAGUUUCUGGAUAGGACUAUCUGGGGGCUUCAAUGAACGGUAACUAUGCUACCUACACAAACGGAUAAUUGUCAGAGUUGUCAUACUUCUCUGUAUGUCUAACUGAAGGAUGUUUUGGGGGCUUCUUGGUUUAGUUUUAAAUAGAAGGUGACUUACUGGAGUGUCUUGAAUUCUUUCUAAAAGUCCUGUUGUUUCAAAUGAGACAUGCACUUAUUUCAUUCAUAGGGUUGUAAAACUGUAUUUUGCUUCAGCAUCUCUCCUAGUCCAUAUUAGGGCAAUUAAUGAGAGUCAACUGCACAAAUAUCUAUUCAGUGUAUUCAAAAAGCAAAUCUCUGAAAAGUUUGCAGUUCUUAACAGGUAUAUUUUAUAGCAGUGAAAACAGUUGCUGUGUCAUUCAGCUCUAUGUAGCAAAUAACAUGACUAAAUUUUGCUUGCUCUUA